UUGUUUAGUCAACUUCUAUGAUUCGGAGCGUUUGCACGUAUAUGUCUCGAUUGUGCGUGUAUAUUUAUUAAUUUAUUUUUUAUUUUACACAACGUUUCUUUGCUCGUUGAGAGCUCGGAGAGUGUUGUGCCUCGAACUGAAAAACCCGCGAUGACAGUACGGUGAACGACGUAGCAGAUGAGUAAUCUGUUUUUCGGUGAUCGUAAAACAAUUUGGAACAAUUAUCCAAACGAAACGUGCGCGACUGAGAAGAGAAUCACAAAAUCGAACGUGUCCGCGGAAGCUCUCCUGAAUAGGCAAACGAGUUAGAAUCCGUAGGUCGGUGGAACGCAAAGUGUUGGUUUGAAACAAUAGUGCGACGCAAGUGUGACAUCGUCAUGAUAAUGAAAAGUACCAAUAUUGGAAGAAACACCACAUGAGAACCCGUUGAGGCACGCAAUGCUGUCAUGCUGAAGUGAAAGAGUUAUGCGAUAGACGUACCUGAAGUUUGGGAACACAGCUGAUGAGGGCUCGAGCAUCACCUGUAAUUUGUGACAUCGAACGGCAACGAGAACGCAAUAUUUGGCACCGGUAGUGUUCCGGUGAUAGAAGAAACCAGAAUAGCAAGUGAUUUAAUCUAAAGAGCGAUAUGUGCUGAAGUGUGUUUAUGUUUUGAUCAAUUUUUUGUACACCGAUGAAAGUUGAGUUCUUUAUGGGUGCCGGCAAAAAAGGUUCCCAAAUAAAUGCCUCAAUUAAUUUGAAUAAUCUUGAAUGAAGAAACAGAAAUUUACAUAAUUUGUAUACUCUCGCGGGACGCAGUAGCAACGAGCAAAAACAACAACUACUACGACAACAAAGGCAUUGUGGCUACAGUGGCAGCAUCCGCGAAGUGAUCAAGAACAUAAAGUUGAGUUCGGCGAACAAAUAAGAAAACGAAAUACACUAAAAAUUCCAGCGCCAGUAAAACAAUUCAGAAGAGUUAGGGAGAAGAAAAGAGAAGUUAUUAGCAAAGAGUAAACACACCUGAGAGAUGAUUGAUCGAUUCUAGCUGCACUGGAGAACUGAAUUAUCGAUAUACGUGCGGUGGUUCAGCGAUAGACUUGAGAGCGCGACACAGACAUAUAGCUUUUCGGGUGUUGAGUGGAAACUGGAAGAGGAAGACAAAUAAAACAAGUCUCCGAUUUGAUUACUUUGACGUGAUCGACAUUUUUUCUGUGCCUCGUGGGAUCGUCAAGCAAGAGCAAGAGCCGAAAGUUAUUGGGGACCUGUUGUUGCUGGAAAGUCAAAUCAGGUCUUUUUUGUCAAGUGACGCUUGGAAGCAGAACAUCCAAAAGCACCUGAGACAAGCUGGGCCUGAACAGAAUUUUACGGUGCCGCUGAGGCGUGUUAUGCUAGUGAGCCAUAUUUCAUAAAAUAGGAAAACUGAGCCCAAAUUUGGAGCCCUACCCCGCCAGCGUGGAAGGGCUUAACAGCCCUAGAGCGGUGGGGAUGGCCGCCACCACGUACAUGUCACCCAGUGGCGAGCUGGAUAUGGCCUUAGGCGGCGGAUAUCAUACAUCUUCACCGCGGAGUGCAGCCGAUGCAAACGAAAUGAAGUACAUGCAUCAUCACCACCACCACCAGAGCCAUCACCAUGUGCCCUCUAGUCCUAGUCCAAACCAAGCCGGUUUGGGCUCGGUGACGGGUGGCUUGGGUGGCGUUGGUAACCCAUGGGCCGCGAUUCAACCGACUGAUCCUUGGGGCUUGCACUCCCACCAUCCACAUUCCCACCCGCAUGCGACAGACGUCAAACAGGAAAUGCAUUUAUCGCAACAAGCCCGAGCACAGCAAGGCAUGGCAUCGCCUCAUGCUUGGCAUGCACCGGUGCAUCCUGGAACGCACUACGCUACCGGAGGAUCUCCACUGCAGUACCACCAUGCGAUGAAUGGCAUGCUCCAUCAUCCUGCCCAUCCUGCUCAUCACCAAAGUGCACCACCUCUGCAUCAUUCGUUACGAGGUGAAUCGCCUCAGCUACACAUACCACACCACCACCUGCAAGGCGAUCGGGAUGUGAGUGCCGGUGAAGAAGACACUCCAACGUCUGACGAUCUGGAAGCGUUUGCAAAGCAAUUCAAACAGAGACGAAUCAAGCUAGGAUUUACACAAGCUGACGUAGGCCUGGCGCUCGGCACCCUCUAUGGCAAUGUAUUCUCCCAAACAACGAUAUGUCGAUUUGAGGCUCUACAAUUAAGUUUUAAAAAUAUGUGCAAGCUGAAGCCACUGCUGCAGAAAUGGCUAGAGGAGGCUGAUUCGACGACGGGAUCCCCAACGAGCAUCGAUAAGAUUGCUGCUCAGGGUCGGAAACGGAAAAAGCGAACCAGCAUCGAGGUAUCAGUGAAGGGAGCCCUGGAACAACACUUCCACAAACAGCCGAAACCGUCGGCACAAGAAAUUACCUCACUUGCCGAUUCGCUGCAGCUAGAGAAGGAAGUUGUUCGAGUAUGGUUCUGCAAUCGACGGCAGAAAGAGAAACGAAUGACACCACCAAACACGAUGGGUGGCGACAUGAUGGAUGGAAUGCCACCGGGACAUAUGGGCCACGGUGGCCAUGGGUAUCAUCCGCAUCACGAUAUGCACGGCAGUCCAAUGGGAACCCACAGUCACAGCCACAGCCCGCCCAUGCUCAGCCCUCAGAGUAUGGGCGGUGGAGGGCACCAUCAACUUACGGCCCACUAGCAAUCAGAGCACCAGGAGUCCAGCAAUAAUCCGGCGGCAUUCCAACCAAUACACCAUCAUCCUGCAAUUAUGCAGCCACAUGCCGCCAUUGCCGUCUCCUCCGCCCCCGGGAAUAGCUAUAGCUUAGCAUCGACCACCACAAAUACCUCUUCGCCACCGUCUUCGACGUCGUCGUCGUCCACAACGGCUGCUGGAGCAGUAGCAGCCGCCUCAGGAGCGUCACCUUCGUCGUCGGCGGCGGCCGCUGCUGCCGCCCAAAUGUACAUAGAUCACCGGCAUCACCAGCAGCAGCAGCAGAUGCAUGCUAGGCGGAUAUUUCAAGAAUGGACUCUGCAGUUCGGACCAACCGGAACAGCAACUGGUGCACGAUAUCUCAACUAAAACCGCGGUCAGUAGUGCCGCACCCCUCUACGACACAUUCCCACACCAUCCCAGCAAGUAAAACGGCAACUUAAAACACACGAAACCAAUAAGAAACAAGCAAGCUAGUAAAAUAGAGAAUAAAUCGAUGCCCCCUAAAUAAAUUGUUUAAAUAAAAGUUUAAACUUUAAAACAGCAAGGAAAAGUGGUGACUUAAGUAAUACAAUUGGUGAGAAUUCGAUCGAAACUGUGUUUACCUGUACAUAGAUGAGAAUACGUAGAAGAGAGUAACGAUGUAAGUUUAAUAUAAUCAAUAUGGCGUCAAAUCCAUAAAUGAACAUAGUAUGAAAGAAUGUAGAAUUUAUAUAUGAGCUAACGAAAAAAAAACAAAACAAACAAGAGCUAGAUAGAUAUGAAUGAAGCGAAAUUUCAUGAGCAAAACCAGAGAUGUUUUAGUGAUAUGUAACGGGGCAAGUAGUAUGAAACGCGAAGAAACCAUACAAACACGUGCAAAAAUGUUUGUACUAAUGAGCAUCAAUAGUCAAUCGAAAUAAGUGUUCCACCGCCGGUGAAAACCAGUUCAGCUGUAAGUACUUUUGCCCUUUUUAUCCGCGUGUGUUGUUAUCGAGCAGCGACGGCACUUUGCCGCUUCGUUCAGCGAUGCAGGCAGUGAAACUGUGCGGCGCACUAGGCCCAGCGAGUUACCGACGGAAUAGUGUUGUCGUGGUUGUUAAAAUUUCCAGUUUGAUACGGUGCAGCUGAAACUUCUGGCCAGCUGCUUACUAUAAAGUAAAAGUGAGAAAUUCUCGUAAAAUUGCUCCGCGGCAGAGCUCUUGGGAAUAUCCCGGGGCCGAGCUCCAAAGGUAAUGGUGUCGUAAAUUUUUGAAGUAUCGCUCUCUGUGCGCCCUCUUCGUUCUGUUCCUUUUCCCCGUUCCUCCGGCGAAGGUGCCUAAAAGUGAAUAGUUUUCGUUCUUCCUCUCCUCUGCGCCUCGUGCGGGAAAUUUCCUGUUCAGGAAAUUCCGGUAGUAUCCUUUUUACGACCCGGAGCCCCCGAAGCCGACGGCAGGCCGAUUAGUGAUGAUUGCUUUCUGUCGGCCUCCUCCUCCCUUUGUUAGUUUCACACCUCGGCGAGAGGAACGCAAAUAAGUCGCAAACGGAGUUCCCAUCUGAUCCGCUUUCUUCUUAUUUGGUCAGUCUCCUGUUUGUUGCGGACCCUUGUGCGGGCGGGUCCCAAAUUUGCUGGGUCAACAAGGGGCAGGGAUAUUGAUGGAUUUCUCCGAGCACAGUUUCAAGGAUUUUCCCAUCAGCGGUUUGAAUUGCCUUGGCAAACAGUUGUUGCUGCCCGUACCUGGCGUGGCACCCGUUAAGUCGGGUAUUUCCGGACUGUUAGCACAAGACUCUUGUCCUUGCGGGCGAAUUGGUUUUCGGGCGAGAGGAACUUUUAUUUUGCGUGCCGUAGUCUAAAUUGCAAGCUCGAAAAUACAAAAAUGUCCACAGCUGUAUACCGAAUCAUUAAGGAAAGGACGAUAAAGAUGCAAGAAAAUAUUUGUAAAAAAUCCAUGUGCGCGAGUGGAAUAGCAAAGCAAAGCACUAGGCCGUUGUAUAGAAGCAUCUGGAGAAAAAUAUAAAAAAUACUGAAAAAAGUGUACGAAACAAUUACAACAACUUAGAAUACCAAUAUUUGUAUAAUGGAACUUGUGUAAGUACCACACGAUAAAAAGCGGAGUAUCUCCACAAUAAAAGCAAACAUUCCAAAUCAAAA
Armigeres subalbatus is the source of this 4816-nucleotide messenger RNA. RefSeq names its product POU domain protein CF1A (gene vvl). NCBI's taxonomy places the organism in Eukaryota, Metazoa, Arthropoda, Insecta, Diptera, Culicidae. The transcript has a single exon. Gene Ontology annotation, molecular function: RNA polymerase II cis-regulatory region sequence-specific DNA binding; DNA-binding transcription factor activity, RNA polymerase II-specific. Gene Ontology annotation, biological process: regulation of transcription by RNA polymerase II. The record is from RefSeq and is a predicted model, not a curated record.